UCCGAAUGGAUUUCCCGCCAUUCUUUAUUUACAUUUUUUCAUCACAAGAAAGAGGUUGUGUUGUGCCGAACGGUUAAUUUUACUGAAAUGUAUAUUAAAAUAAGGAAAUUGGGGGCCCCACAAGGCGAAGGCGAUGCCAUUAUAAACAUUUCAAAAAUGGCUCUAAUUCAAGAAUUAAAAGAAAUGAUUUUACAAGAAAUGAAUGUCGAAGCAGAGCAACAACUUCUAUUGUACAAAGGAAAACAGUUGAUAGACGACCAUAAAGUUAUGGAUUACGAUAUACAAUUAAAUGAUGUGAUACAACUAAUGAUACGGAAGCCUAGGGAACCCAGUGAGGAGCCAGAAAAAGAGAAAAAUAACGAAAAAACUAAAGAUAAAGAAAAUUUAGUGGAAUGCGAGAGUUUAUACUACAAAAAAGGUGAUUUUGUUGAUGUUAUUCAUGAUGGAAACGGUGCUUGGUAUGAAUCUGUUAUUGAAGAAGUUUUAAUGAAAGAAAGCGAUGAAACAGAGAAAGAAUUCGUGUAUAAAGUAAAAGGUGAUGAUGAUGUUGCUACUACCUUUGAAAUGAAUGUUUCUGAUAAAGAAAUCAGACCCAGAAGCUUUUACACAUACAAAACGAAUGAAUUAAAAGAAGAAAUGAUUGUUUUGGUGAACUACAACAUAGAGGAACCUAAAACUCGAGGACCAUGGUUUGAUUUUAAGAUAGUGACAGUUAAUAAUAAAACAGUAAAUGGGACAGUUUUUGUUGGCAAAGAUAAAACUCCAAUUGAAAAUUGUACUUUGAAAUUUAUCGAUGAAAUUAUGAGAAUUGAGGAGAAAGCUUUAAUAACAGAGAGAGAAGAAAGAAGGGUGCCCAAAAAGCCUCCAGUCAGAAAGUAUCCGUUCAACUGCGAUAAAUGCAAAGACGCGAAAGGCCGCAAGUGCCGCGAGUGCGGCUGCCGCGUAUGCGCGGGCAAAGACAGCUGCGACACGAUCAUCCUGUGCGACGAAUGCGACUACGGCUAUCACAUAGCGUGUCUGGACCCGCCGCUGGAGAAGGUGCCCGAAGAGGAGGAGUGGUACUGUCCCGAGUGCAAGACCGACGACAGCGCCAUCGUCAAGGCCGGCGAGAAGCUCAAGGCCAGCCAGAAGAAGGCCAAGAUGGCCAGCAGCAAGGGCGACGCUAAGCGCGACUGGGGCAAGGGCAUGGCCUGCGUGGGCAGGACCAAGGAGUGCACCAUCGUCUCCAAGAACCACUACGGGCCCGUACCCGGAGUAGAAGUCGGCACCUGCUGGAAGUUUAGGCUGCAGGUAUCUGAAGCUGGCAUCCACAGGCCUCAUGUGGCCGGUAUCCACGGUCGCGAAACAGAUGGCGCUUACAGUUUGGUGUUGAGUGGGGGGUACGAGGACGAUGUCGACAACGGGGAAGAGUUUUUUUAUACCGGGUCGGGAGGUAGAGACCUGUCCGGGAAUAAACGAGUCAACGAUCAGAGUUGCGACCAGAAACUCACCAGAAUGAACAAAGCGCUAGCUUUAAAUUGCUACGCCAAAUUCAACGAUAAGGAAGGCGCCGAAUCUGCAGAUUGGAAAAAGGGUAAACCUGUGAGGGUGGUGCGUAAUUAUAAGCUGGCCAAACAUUCCAAAUACGCUCCCAAAGAGGGUAACAGAUAUGAUGGAAUUUACAAGGUUUUAAAGUAUUAUCCGGAGAAAGGAAAAUCGGGAUUUAUCGUUUGGAGGUAUUUACUUAGAAGGGAUGAUGCGUCAUCAGCGCCUUGGGAGCAAGGUGGACAAGAAUUUGACUUGAUUUAUCCUCCCGGUUAUCUGGAAGCCCAGGAGGCGGCCGAGCAAAAAAAGGAGAACAAAUCGAAAUCCCCCGCCAAAGAGGCGGCCAAAAAGGGGACGAAACGUAAGGCCCAGAAGGACGCCAGCCUAAAAACUAUGACGGACUUUUUCAAUUCGACUCCGAAAAAAUCCAAAGUAUCCGAAUUCAAAUUAACCCCCGAAGUUUCGGGUUUGAUCGCCAAAGACGAAACAAACCGAAAGUUGUGGGACGAAUGCAAGGAAAACGUUAAGGAUGGCAAAGUGAAGUUUUUGGAGAAAGUUGAGGAAGUUUUUAUGUGCAUCUGUUGCCAGGAAGUUGUCCAUCAGCCAUCCACAACAGACUGCAAACACAACAUUUGCAAGGUAAGGUUAAAGCAAUCAAAAACUUGGUUUUAAAUAAAUAAUUUUCAGGCUUGUCUGAAAAGAUCUUUUUCGUCAAAAAUUUACACUUGUCCUUAUUGCCGAUUUGAUUUGGGAGAAAAAUAUAUAAUCAAAGUAAAUGAGCCAUUAAGUGAAGCCCUUCUUUUAUUGUUUCCUGGUUAUGAAGCCACCAGAUAGUGUAUUACCUUCAUUUAAUUUUUAACGUUUAUAUUUGUAUUAUUAUUAUUAUUGUUUUAGAAUUGAUGACAUAAUAUUUUUAAUAAAAUCUUAUACAAAA
Messenger RNA from Brassicogethes aeneus, 2458 nucleotides. NCBI's taxonomy places the organism in Eukaryota, Metazoa, Arthropoda, Insecta, Coleoptera, Nitidulidae. The record is from the annotation of a GenBank genome assembly.